Molecule: messenger RNA, 399 nt
Organism: Acanthamoeba castellanii str. Neff
Lineage: Eukaryota; Discosea; Longamoebia; Acanthamoebidae
Exons: 2
Coding region: 1-399 (132 amino acids)
Source: RefSeq, a predicted model, not a curated record
AUGUCGCUGCUGGUGGCCCACCUCCUGAUCGGGAUCCCCGAGAAGCCCUUCACCGUGGGUCCCGUAUUCCGCUGCCUGUGCUACAUACUCCAAAAGGGCGGCAACGCCAUCCAGGUCUCCUGCUGCGUUCAGAAUCUCUACUCCCGCCGAGGCCUCGUGAAGUGGCAGAUCAUGGUGGUGGACGGGGUGGUGGGUCGAGCGGCGACGCUGCCGCCCUACAUGGGCACCAUGCAGAAGGACGACCUCAUGCGCGACUACCUCCACUCGCGUAUCUCGCACUACAUCCACCUCCUGGACGCCUCCACGUCGCGAUCUUCGGUGCGGGCGACCAUCGAGCAGCAGGAGCCGCAGCACCACCACCGGCCCGACGUCUACCCCACCCACUUGCUCUGGGAAUGA